This is a messenger RNA of Panicum hallii, 3238 nucleotides long. Its product is annotated as mediator of RNA polymerase II transcription subunit 32-like. Bases 384 to 860 code for a protein of 158 amino acids. The transcript is spliced from 4 exons. Gene Ontology annotation, cellular component: mediator complex. Gene Ontology annotation, biological process: cold acclimation; root development; regulation of DNA-templated transcription. The record is from RefSeq and is a predicted model, not a curated record. NCBI's taxonomy places the organism in Eukaryota, Viridiplantae, Streptophyta, Magnoliopsida, Poales, Poaceae.
GGGAGUAGCGGAACGGCGCCGAGGAUGGGAUGGUGGAGGUCGGGGGGUUGAGGAAGAGGCGCAGCGCGGCGGCGGGGUCCGGCUCUCGGCGGAGGGCCGCAGCGAGGUGGUAGGACGAGAACUUCUUCCCCGCCAUGGCGGCCUGGGGCAUUGCGGCGUUCUGGUGGCGGCACACGUGGCAGUUGACACCUCUGACGUCAUGUUUGUCGUCGUUCUAUACUAGCCCUGGGCCCGGGCCCAGAUACAGGAUAUCAAGUAAAGGCCCAUCCUGAUUUCGAUUUGAUUGGGCCUUCUCCUGAGCCUGCUUGGGGUCGUCGGCGAAUCGGGGGCGAUUCGAUUCGCGUCGAGUCGUCGGAGGAAGGCGGCGCUUGGGCGGAGGAAGGAUGGAGGCGACUGUGGACGACCUGAGCGCGGCGUACGACGAGUUUGUGGCGGCGGCGGCGGCCGUGAUGGAGGCCCGCGCGCAGUCGGGCGGGGAGAAGACGGCGGCCACGGACGCCGCGCUCGAGGCCUUCAAGCAGCGCUGGGAGCUCUUCCGCGUCGCCUGCGACCACGCCGAGGAGCUCGUCGAGUCCAUCCGCCAGCGCAUCGGCUCCGAGUGCCUCGUCGACGAGGCCACGGGAUCCGCCUCCUCCGGAUCCGGGCCCGCGCCGCUGGCUGCGGCCCCCGGCAUCAAGCCCAUCAGCGCCGUCCGCCUCGAGCAGAUGAGCAAGGCCGUUCGCUGGCUCGUCAUCGAGCUCCAGCACGGCGCAGGAGGAGCCUCCGCCCCUGGGGCCGCCGGAAGUGGUGGUGCCGCUACCCCCAACGCCGGCGCCGGCCCGGGCCCCGGUGGGCAGCACCCCGAGGAGGGAGGCCAGUAGGUAUGGAGUUGCUGAGUUAACUACUGUAGCUGUGUCGUCCUUCAGGAAUGAACUCGUAGCGUCUCUCCUUCAAGAGAGUACAAAGAACAUGUGUUUGCAUCUCCGACUUACUGCAUUAGAGCUUGCGAUCACUAGCAUGGUACUUGAUAAUGCCCUGCGGUGUUCAUAUUUUGAAGAACUGAACCAAGUUACUUGUACUUUGCUGGCUGUUUUUCCCCUCCCAUUAUGAGAUAAUACACUAUGAACUAGUGACACAUAAUGCAUGGCAACUAAUUCUUGCUCGUCAUAACUAGUUGUAAACCGCCAGUGCAUUGCUAUGGUCGGCUUCUGAACUGUGCACUCAAAAUUAAGCUUUGAUCUUCUUUGCGUAAGACCAAAUUUAAACUGAUGCUUUACUGCUAUGGAAAGUGUAUCCAUGAUCCAAAUGAAACUAACCGAUAUUUGUAGAAUGGUAUUUACCAUUGAUUAAGUCCAUGAAGAAAUCUAAUCAAGCAAAUCUUUAGGGCCCGUUUGGCAGGGCUUCAGCUUUGGCUUCUCCUCCAAAAAAAGACCAAGCCCUUCCAAACACCAUUUUCUAAACCAGCUUCACCCAAAAAGCUGAAGCCAUUUUUAUUAGAGGGGAGGAGCCACUAUCUGUGGCUUGUCUAGUUUCAGCUCAUAUCAUUUUUUCAGAAAAACCCUCCCACCAAUGCGCCAAUUUUCUCUUAGAUCCACAGACCGCGAAGGGGUACGAGACCUCCAGAACAUCCCACGGAGCAGAGCAGAUGCACAAUCCUGCCGCUAGGGUUGGGCGCCGCCGCCGGCCCCUCAAAUCGUCGCCUGCCGUCAUCCCCUCUCCACCACCGCCGUUGCCGCCUCAAAUCCCCACCCGGACAAGCUCGAAUCCUGGCCGCGCAGCACGGGUUGGCUAGGGUUGAGCAGCGCCUAGGCCCAGCUGCGUCGCCGACCCGCCGUCCUCCUCGUCGCCGACCCGCGGCGCCUAGGCCCAGCUGCGUCGCCGACCCGCCGUCCUCCUCAUCGCCGGUCCCCUAGCAAAUUAACCGGAGAUUCUUUUCUCUUUUGUUAGCUACUGGUUAAGGCGUUGCUGGGCCAGCUUCAAGAUGGGUGCAAGGAACUGAUAUGCUGAGGCAUUGAUACAUUAUGAAUCGCUUGAGGAAGUCUCGAUCCAGCAGUGGUGUCGCGGGAUUAGGAGCCCAAAGUGGAACUAAUGGUGUGGCGAGUCAAUCCAAUCCGGCAGCCGGAAUCUUGCCAUCGUUCCCGGCGUUCAGAGUCCCCUCUGGUCAUGGUUUUCGCCCUGCAUACGCUACUGCCGGAGUGCCCCCUGCCGGUGGCUUCAUCCCCAUGUACCCCACAGGACCGUCAUCGACCGCACCUUCAGCCAGUGAGGCACCAACGGCUAGCUGUGGUGGACGCAACAGGAGGCCACCAGUUGCUCCUUCGUCGAUCGGGGUCGGGAUGGACAAUGACACGGAGUUAACUGAUGCAAGGUAGAAAUGACUGCACAACAUCUGUAAUUUUUUAGAAUGUAAAGUCAAAUAUGAAAACUUGGUACCAUUAUAGUGAACUGUUUUGAUUUGGGUCAAGGAGGUUCAUCAUUUUGCUCUUUAAAAUAGAACUGUUUUGUUUGAGUGCCUAUCUAUUGUUGCAGUAAUUUAUUCUGAUAGUUGCCUAACGGUUGUAGUUUUUGGUAUAACAAUCGUAGUAUUUCUGAUGCUAAUAUGACUUUUUAUGUGAGCAGUAUGGCUUUUUGGAGUGAUGAGAGAACUAGGAUAGUAUGUGACAUUUUUGCAGAAGAAGUGCUAAUUGGAAAUCGUUCGAGUACUCAUUUAAACAAAGCUGGGUAUAACAAUGUCAUCCAAAAGUUUAAAACUGCAACUGGACUUGAGUAUACUAGAAAGCAGUUUAAGAACAAAUGGGAAAGGUUGAAAUCAGAUCAUAGUAUUUGGAAGCAAUUGAAGUCGCAGACCGGUCUAGGAUGGGAUGGAAAUGGGAACAUUAUUAUGACCGAUGAAUGGUGGAAGAAGAUGUCCAAAGAGAUAAAAGGAUCAGGAAGGUCAAGACAAGAGGGCUACAAAAUGAGGAGAAGUUAGAAAUUAUGUUUGAAAACCUUCAUAAUACCGGUGAGGAUAAUUGGUGUGCUUCUAGCAGCGUUCCACCAUCGCAAAGCUAUCAACCAAGUGAAGAGGAGGAGGAAGAGGAGGAGGAGGACAACAGUGAACCAGAUCCGGGGACACCUACUAGUGGGGCAAAAAGGAGAAAUAGAUUGUCUGAGAAUAGUAGGGGAAAACAACCGAAGACCAGCAAGGGGAGUUGGCUACUUGGAGAGGUUGAGAGAAUGGUUGAAAUGAAUGAAAGAACUACUAGGUCUUGUGAGUCUA